AUGCCUGGAAUUCCACCAAACGCACUGUCUGAUCUGAAGGCGAAGAUCAAGAACUUGCUGAAGGGCAAGAAGAGCAAGAAGGCUGAAGAUAAGCCCGCCGCAGCAACAAAGACCGAGGAGCCUGCUACCAACGGGGCCACUGCCACUGAAGCUGCACCGGCGGAGCCAGCUGCUGCUGCGACUACCGAAACUCCUGCCCCAGCACCAGCACCAGCUGCUGAGCCAGUUGCUGAGCCAGCAAAGACCGAAGUUGCCGACACUCCUGCUGCCCCAGCAGAGCCAACCCCAGCCGCUGAGCCAGCUGCCGCGGUCGCCAAGCCUACGGAACCUGUUGCCGCAUGA
Molecule: messenger RNA, 342 nt
Organism: Hyaloscypha bicolor E
Lineage: Eukaryota; Fungi; Ascomycota; Leotiomycetes; Helotiales; Hyaloscyphaceae
Exons: 4
Coding region: 1-342 (113 amino acids)
Source: RefSeq, a predicted model, not a curated record